Messenger RNA from Phyllostomus hastatus (greater spear-nosed bat), 1593 nucleotides. It is a transcript of the gene MUC17, whose product is annotated as mucin 17, cell surface associated. The record is from RefSeq and is a predicted model, not a curated record. Lineage: Eukaryota; Metazoa; Chordata; Mammalia; Chiroptera; Phyllostomidae. The transcript has 10 exons. Bases 1 to 1593 code for a protein of 530 amino acids.
AUGACUCAGGUGGCCUUGCCCAACACUUAUACAACAGCUGUGACAGGAAAAUAUACAUCCGUUACAAUAGUGCCUACUUCUCCCACCACUCUAUGCAUAGAAAUUGAUCCAAACAGUAAAGUUACUUUUACUCCCACUAUCCCAUUACCGGUCUUUACCUCUACUGCUGAGACGGCCACCACCCCUUCUAGUUCCACCAGUAUGACAGCAGUAUUUCCUACACAUACGGACACUUCUACUUCAGAUUUGGAAACUGAUCCCACCAACAUCAUAACUGACGUCCCUAAUUCUCUCAGUCCUGGGACCAUUCCCAUUAGUACAGUUUCAAUGAGAACACGAAGACCCACUAGUGGUACCUGGAUGAGCUCCUACUCUGUAACCACCCCACCUGUGUCCAGCUUUACCAGACUCCCACUGACCAUGAGGCAAAGCAGCAGUUUUCCAACUGUCAUGAUGAUGUUGAGCAAGUCGACACACCCCAGUACAACCACGACCAGAACUCCAGAGAUAUCAGUGGUCACCACUCAGACUCCCACCACUUUUACAUCACCCAGGACAACUUUGACCACUACUCAGAUGACCACAUCAUCUCGACUGACCACCACCCCAGGCACCUGUGACAGUGGUGGCACCUGGAUGCAAGGCCAUUGCCUUUGUCACUUGGGGUUCUCUGGGGACCACUAUGAGCUCCAGGAGAUCAGAUGCCAGAACGGAGGUCAAUGUGAUGGCCUCAAGUGCCACAGCCACAGUACCUUCCAUGGCUCCCAGUGCGAGUUUGCUGUGGAACAGGUGGAACUGAAAAUGGUAGAUGCUGAAGUGAGCAUGGAGGUGUCUGUUCAACAGACAUUCACCCCGUGCCUCAGUGACAACACUUCUGAGGCCUACAUGGAUUUCAGCAACACCUUCAAGAAUCAGAUGAAGAAUGUUUACCGAAACAUGCAGGGGUUCAAGGAUGUGGAGAUCCUGUCCCUGAGGAAUGGAAGUAUCGUGGUAGACUAUUUGGUUCUGUUGGAGUUGCCCUUCAGUGUCCAGCUGGAGAAUGAGUAUGAGAAGGUGAAGACAGCCCUGAAGGAGGAACUCCAGAAUGCCAGCAAGAACAGCUGUCCGAAUAACCAGACCCUGUGUUUUAAGCAUGACUCCAUCAAGGUGAACAACAACACGACGGAGCUGACCCCGGAAGCCAUCUGUCGCCGCACCGCUGCCCAGGGUUAUGAGAAUUUCUACUUUCCCUUGGUGGAGGAGAACCGGCUCCGCUGCAUCACCAAAUGCAGGUCGGGAGUGGAUGGCGCCAUCAAUUGUAACCAGGGCCAGUGCUUUCUAGAGAAGAGCCGCUGCUUCGCUACGAACACGUAUUGGUUCCUGGGCUCGCGCUGCGAGGUGACUGUUUCCUGGAAGGCGCUGGUUGGGGGCCUAGCGGGGGCCACGGUCCUGCUGCUGCUGCUGCUGCUGCUGCUGAUGAUGAUGAUGGCGGCAUUCGGCGUCUUCAUGGUGGGUCCCCGAAGGAGGCGCGGCCAAGAACAAUGCACUCAGAAGUCAGCGAAAGACUAUGCCUACAUCUACUAUGUGGAUGAGAUGAACGGGAAGCCGGCCUGA